This is a messenger RNA of Mizuhopecten yessoensis (Yesso scallop), 5772 nucleotides long. Its product is annotated as lamin-L(II)-like. NCBI's taxonomy places the organism in Eukaryota, Metazoa, Mollusca, Bivalvia, Pectinida, Pectinidae. The record is from RefSeq and is a predicted model, not a curated record. The transcript has 18 exons. The coding region runs from base 179 to 3706 and encodes 1175 amino acids. Gene Ontology annotation, cellular component: nuclear envelope; cytoplasm.
GGCUAUCUGCCGUUACUAGCCUGUGGUGACUGAGAGCUGGGGACAGGUGAGGGGACCUGAUCGGUGUAGUAGUACCACUUCACGGCUAUCCACCUGUCAUACAAUGACACUGGAUUGUGUCUUUACCAACAGACACUGGUGUUUAUGCUUCCAUUUUCUGUUCAUUGUCCAAAUGUAAAUGGAAACAUUAAUACAGAGACUCUCGGGGAACUUCAAGACAAGCAGCCCCCGUUACCUGGGUGAUGAUGACCCUCAAAUCCAGGCUUACUUGACUCAUCAAGCGGCAAGCCCGGAACCUGUGGGUGAUGUUUUUGAUGAAGACGGAGUGAUACGCCUUUAUAUUCCAGAAUUAGAGAAUUACGGAGGAGAGGAAACAGAUCGCAGCGACCACCACCACACCCCCAACAGUGACACUCGUGACCCUGGUGUCUCCGGCGAUCAAAUCCCUGGUUGUGAAAUCACACACAAAGGAAAUGCUAACACUGAUUAUCGUGUAAAAUCAGCUCCCCCUAGUAGCCGUGUAGGUAAACAAGGUUGUAGUGACAAGAACUCUCAAACCUCUACCCCAAAAGAAUCAGGUCGGACUUACAUAACCGCUCAUAAUUAUCUACAGAAUUUGUUUCCCAAAUCGCAGCGAUACACACAUAAAUCUGUAUAUGAAGUAACCUCCCCUAACAAGAGCGAUCCCACUGACAACGUUCGAGGUAGGUGUACAAAUGUCACUGCCGUCUUAAAUAAGCCAAUAGCCUCACCUACAGAAACUGGAUUUAAAAAACGGACAAAAUCAUUUUGUCCAAGUUAUAGUGCAAAUUCUAUUUGUAAAGUAGGAAAACAAAAGGUAGCUAACAAGAUGAAUUAUAUUGGAGGAGAUAGGUUCAUGACAUCCAAUCACAUGACAUCAGGCAAUAUGAUGUCCAGUCACAUGACAACAUCGUCAUCAACUCAUGUGAAUCGUGUUCAGGAGAAGGAGGAGCUACAACGUUUGAAUGACAGGUUCGGUGCUUAUGUGCAGCGUGUGCGACAGUUGCGAGAGCAGGGUGGACAAAUUGACUCUUCUGCUUUCCUCAAGACCACCAAACAACUAGAAGAUGAAGUUUCAAAUCUGAAAAACUUAUAUGAACAUGAACUCCACAACAUCAGGUGUCAACUGGACGAGGUAACGAAAGAGAAGAACUUAUUUCAUCUACAGUUUAACAAGAGUAACCAGACAGCGGCUGACCUUCAAGACAGACUUUCAGUUGAGGUUGACAAGAACAGGAAGAUAACAGAUGAUGUGAAUGUGUGUCAGAGAAAGAUCGUGGCUUUACAGGCUGAGCUAGAGGAUGCCAGGAUGUCCUCCAGUCAGCCGUACGAGGAUAUCAAUCGGCUACAGAGAGACAUGGACAACCUUGUACGAGAAAACGAAAAUUACAAGCGAAGAUAUGAGAAGGAGCAGUUGGUUAGACAAGAAUGUGAAGACAAGAUGAGUCAGUUAAUAAAGAAGAUUGAAUUCAAUGAGCAAGUGUUCAACCAGCAACUGAAUGAGGCCCGUGAACGCCUGAACAUAUCGACAGCCACCAUCUUGUCCCUGGAAGGUCGUGUGCGGGACCUGAGUAAGACAGACACCACUGUACCCGAGAUGAUUCGUCAGGUCAGGGAGGCUGCGGAGGAGGAACUUUCCCAGUACAAGCUCAAUUCUGAAAAUGAGUUUGCCCGCAAUUUAAACUCACUGAAGGUCCAGAUGGACAAUGAUGCUCAGACAGUAGAACGGAGCAACCGAGAGAAGUCUGAACUCCUAGGGGCUACAGGAGAGUUCAAGGCCAGGAUUACCUCCCUUGAGGGACAGAUACAAAUGUUGGAACACCAAAAGAAAUCGGCUGAAGAAAUGUUACAGCAAGAACGAUAUAGAUCUGCGGAACAGAUCCAAGUCAUGGAAAAGAAAUUCCGGGAAGUCCAAGAUUUACUUAUUGUCAAAAUGAGGGAAGCAAAUGUGUCGAGAGACACCAGUCUUCCACUGAAGGCCGAGAUCGAGGCCAUGAAAGUUCUACUGGAGGAGGAGGAGCGCAGACUUUGUAACUCUUCUGUAUUUACUACGCAACAAACCACAACUACGCCAGUUACUGUGGCAUACACUGCCGCCAUGCGACCUUUGACCCCAUCAGCUCCUCCUAUCUCCCCAGCUCCCCCAGUCAUGUCAGCCUACACACAGCUACAUGAGUUGGGCCCGGAUUCUAUGGUUCUACAGACAGAGAUGCUUGAUCCUGUUGUGUCCUCAACUCUAGCCAAACAAGAAUAUGAAACCAUGGCCACCUCCCCUGACAUUCCUAGUGCUACACGUUACACAUAUGAGGCCACACCCAGUAUGAAUCGCCUACAGAUAGAACCAUCACCACCUAUAACGCCGCGACCUGUUGGCCCAGUAGUCAGAGUCAAGUCAGCCCCAGCCUCUGGUCAUAGUAACCAAGGGAGGAUCACAGCGUCAGGCCUUGUACCUGCCAGUCUAGGUCAGGGAAAGGACUACUUUGAUGAAAUGUUUCAAGAUCUUACACGAGAGACACUUUACACACAAGUACGCCCAAAAAGUAGUCCCACCGAACGACAGCCAACAUCGACAUACCACGACUAUAACACCUCCACCUCCAGCCAAAGUGGGAGUGUGGAGAUCCUGGAGCGUGAAUCUCCUGACAACGCAGCGUUCACUAAUAGUCGGGGUAAGAAAACCCAGAAAGGCAAGUUAAAACGCAAAUUGUGUGGUGAACAGUACUACUACGCCAGUGCUAUAGGAGACAUCAAGAUCCUCGAGGUGAACCAGGAGGGCAAGUACGUCCGGCUGUCUAACGACUCCGAACAGGAAGCAGAGUUUGGUGGGUAUAUGAUCCAGCAGAACGUCGGAGGACAUCCAGUAGCUGUCUACAGAUUCCCUUCACGCGCCAAAUUCCCCAAACAGUCAACGAUCACCAUCUGGUCAGGAAGUAACGAGGCGAUCCUACACCAACCCCCAACAGACUACGUGUGGAAGGAGCAAAGCAAGUGGGGCACUGGGCCCGAGUGUACCACCAUCCUCUGUAAACCCAACGGCCAGGCUAUCGCAUGGACCACAGCUGCACAUAGAUUUACAAGAAACGCGUUUGAAGAUACAAGACCAAACUCAGAUUUAGAAGAAUACCAAGAAAACAUGGAACCUGGUGUGAAUGGUGACCUGGAGAGUUUAACAGACAUGACUGUUAACAUCAAUGAACCGCGAUCAGAUCCCGUGUACUUACGCAGAGAGAAGCAAGCACCACCAACACUUGCCCCACAAAAACACCCACACGGGAUUAGCCCUGGCAGAGAGUCCCAUCCUCAUUCUGGACAAGCCCGUCCCUUAACAUACGGCAACGAUAACAGCACGGUGAAUCGUCAGUCACGGUCUCAGUCCACACGCCCCGACCCCGUCGCUGGUCAACCUUAUGCAGGAGCAGCAGCUCAAAAGAUGGGAAGUGCACCACUGCGCAAAUUUUCACCAAACCAGAUGACCCGUGGAAACACAAAUAUGUCUAAACAGUCGUCGUUUUGGAACAACUCAUCAAGAAAUCGAAAGACUGAGAAUGAGCGGCCGUCAACUCCUCCAAAUUCGUUCAUGACACCCCACAACAGAUUUGAGAUGGGACUGAAGCAGAUCCAGUCCCAGCACAACAUGGACUUUCUACCCCCUAUGCCACGCCCCCCUCUCUUCUCCUCAUGGUAGUGCUAUGCCCUCGUUUCAUUGUGUCAUCAUCGGCUGUUAUCAAGUUGCUGUCAACAUUGUACUGUUAUAACUUAAAUGUUCUCCGAGUAAUCAAUGUCAACUGAUUUAUUUUAUUGAAGAUGGCAACUGUAUUGUGAUCGCGUCUUUCAGUGGACCAUUUUGAAAACACAAGUCUUCCUAAUCUUUCGCUCUGUUUCGUUUGUGAUGUGUCUUCUACUUCACUCUGAAAUUUCCUUUCUUGCUGUUGAUCUGCAGAAAAAGUAACAACUUAUAUAUGUCACUUGUCAAUAUAGCUGUAUUGGUCUUUUAAGGAAGACUGUGCAUCAUGUGUUUCUCAAAUUGGUCCAUUUCAUCAAAAUUCAAAAUGUUAAUGAACGAUAUCAGUAAAAAUAUAAUCCCAUGAGGAGAAAUGGAAAUCAUAAUGACAACUGAUACCAUGUACUGUUAGUGUUAUUACCGUUGAAUAUAACAUGAAUUUCAUUUGAAAGGAAAAGAACCUUAUAAUCACAACAACUGUCAGAGUGAGUUAGAAGCCUUACUGCCAUUUGGGACCUUUGUACAGAGUAGGAUAUGGUGUAAUACCAACAUAGUAUGCUGAGGGAAUGUAGUACUAUUGUCAGUCACCAGGUGUGUGCCAGUUACAGUAUUGAGUAUGAAUUAUGAGGGAUUAACUUUUAUGGUAUGUGUUUUUAUGCCAUAUGUCAUUUAUACAUGAUUUAGUUACAUAUGACUGUGUUAUUAUCUUCACAAAAAGUAACAAUGUUCAUUGUCUUAGUUAACCAACAAAACUUUAGAACUGAAAGUAUGGAGCCAGAAUCAUACUUAAUGAGAAAACAGAUCUUAGUGUAUUUCAUACUGUAACACCUGUCCUUAACUGAAGUGGCUUAAACAAGAAGAUAUUCAGGGAACACCAUAUUGAUAUGCAUAAUUCUACAAAUAUGUAACGGUACUUUAAAUAUUUAUCUAGAUGUUUCCGUCAUAAAUUUAUUUUAUAGUUCUAUCUUUAUUUUUGAACCGCCAAUAUAAUCCAUCGUUUGAUGCAUAAGUUUAUUAUAUAUUUAUCCCUUAAGAUAUCUUUAAUAAGCAGAAAUAAUUCCUUACAAGGGGAGAUAACUCUAAUAGUUUACCCACCUAAUUUAGUAUUUAGUUAUAUAUUUGUAAUCCUCACUAUUUUGUUAUGUCUAUCAAGAUAGUCUGUUGUUUGUAACCAAUGUGUUAGGUUAAAUUAGAUUUUUUUAGUUAUAUUUUACUGAUUGGUGAUAAUUCUCCGUCCUAUCUCACGCUGUUACAUGUGCCUAGAUUUUGUUGAUGAUAUAUCAUUUUAUUUCAUUCAUUCCCUCCAAAGAAACCUGUGAUAUUUUACAUUGUAUAAUAUAUAUUGCUUAAGUUAGAGCAAGCUUGAAUAUACAUAAAUAUAUAGACAGCUUAUAGCAUCAUGCUAUUAACUGGUUAUUACACAGAUAUAUCAUUAUGUAGGGGGGACUCUAUAUUUUGUUGAUUUAAUUUGGUUUGUAUGAAGGUUUUAGAUGUUGGAUGGGUCAUUAGAAGAGGCAAACAAUCUGUAUAUAAUAGAGAGAAAUAUAUAUAUAUAUUCUUAUUUAACAGCACAAUUACAUUAUGAUUUCUCACAUUCAAUAUAUGAUUAAGUCAUAUUCAUACUUUUUAGUUUGUAAUAAUAAUGACAAAUUUCUAUCUUGUAAUUAAAAAUGGAAAAUAUAUUUUGCUUUUCUACUUUUUUAGGAACUUGUCAAGAUGUUAUGUAAAGGUUUUUCUGUGGUAAUGUAUCCAUUUGAUGGUAUAGGUAUCGGUGAUUAGUUAGUCUGUCCUGUUGUAAUACUUUACAAGUAAGGCAGGGUUACAGUUAAAGUGAACUGGUAUUCCUUACCACUAAUCAUUAUUAGGAUAUAUAUCAAGGGAGAUAACCACAGUAUCUGUGCUUUGUAGAAAUGUUUAUACCUUCCGUCCAGGUAGUAAGGGUUGGAAUUGUGCAUUGAAUGCUAUGGAGAGGUUUAUUUUUAGCAUUAUCUUCUUAUCAAAUUUUAAAUAAAUAUGAAAUUAUUCAAAAA